AUGAUCACCGAUGAGGAAAUUGUGAAAGUGCGCAACCUGCGGCCUUCGCCCAUCCUUCAAAACAUCGACAGUGGUGAAACGUUCGGACUUGUAUGCGCGGAGUAUGUAACGACAUACCAUAACAUAACAGGCACAAUCAAGGAUGAACUCAAAGACAAGUUGCUCGAUCUAUCCCUGCAUUCCGAAGCUGAUGCAGACAGAAUACUGCGCGAAGUCAACAUUGAUCCAAUUUUGCAUUCGCAGUCACCAAAAAUUGACUCACUGAACAGUGCGGCAAUACAACCUUCCAUUGAUCCCUCUCUUCUCGAGACCCCUCAAGCUUCUGCUCUUUCGAAUGUCGCACAGCCAUCAAUUGCGUCCACAUCAGCCUUAUUGUCUCCUGUCAGACAGACUUUUAGGCCACCGACUGCACUCGAUCUGGACAAGGAUGGUAUGGGCUAG
Sparassis crispa is the source of this 441-nucleotide messenger RNA. RefSeq lists its product as hypothetical. The transcript has a single exon. The coding region runs from base 1 to 441 and encodes 146 amino acids. NCBI's taxonomy places the organism in Eukaryota, Fungi, Basidiomycota, Agaricomycetes, Polyporales, Sparassidaceae. The record is from RefSeq and is a predicted model, not a curated record.